Molecule: messenger RNA, 4045 nt
Organism: Gambusia affinis (western mosquitofish)
Lineage: Eukaryota; Metazoa; Chordata; Actinopteri; Cyprinodontiformes; Poeciliidae
Gene: sstr3a
Product: somatostatin receptor 3
Exons: 2
Coding region: 496-1986 (496 amino acids)
Biological process (GO): neuropeptide signaling pathway
Cellular component (GO): membrane; neuron projection
Molecular function (GO): neuropeptide binding; somatostatin receptor activity
Source: RefSeq, a predicted model, not a curated record
CCUUUACACUUUGUGACAGAAAAAAGAAAGAAAUGUUCAUUUGAUCCGAUUACUGUUUGUUCAAAAGAUCAUAAAAACAUCAAACCGUUGCUAAAGGAGAAACUAACAAACAUUUUCUGCUGAGUUUCAUCAUAAAAAUAAUCAAAACAUAAAACAUGAUGAAAUGUUGAGAUUAUGUUGAUCAAAUCUCUGCUGGGAAUAAAUGAGUUGAAAUCAGAGAUUUUCUUCUGAAUGUUUAAUAUUUUUCUAUUUCUCAAUAACUGAAAGCUCUUGAUGUCGUGUUAUUCAUAUUAUCCAUAUUAUCCAUGUCAUUCAUGUCAUUCAUGUUAUUCAUGUUUGAACAUGCAUAGAGCUGAAGUUUAAUUAUCCGUCUGCUGUUCUUCAGACCCGAUCUGGAUCUCUGCUGACCUUGGAGAACAAAGCCGGUGUGAAUCAGACCCAGAGGAAAAUCCGCCUCUGGUUUUCCGUCCAGCAGAGCGACAGCCGCGUCUCAACAUGGGGGGCGCCUCGUCGGGCGGGGCCGCGCCGGGCGUCCCGCUGGUCCUGUUCAAUGACAGCGACCAGAACUCGCUGCUGAACGCCACCAACUCCACCGCCCUGGACGACGCUGGGCCCAGCGCCGCCGCCAUCCUCAUCCCGCUCAUCUACGUGGUCGUCUGCGUCAUCGGCCUGGGCGGCAACACGCUGGUCAUCCACAUCGUGCUGCACUACUCCAAGACCGAGUCGGUCACCAACAUCUACAUCCUGAACCUGGCAAUCGCAGACGAGCUCUUCAUGCUGGGCCUGCCCUUCCUGGCCGUCCAGAACUCGCUGCAGGCCUGGCCCUUUGGACCCUUCAUGUGCCGACUCGUCAUGACCGUGGACUCCAUCAACCAGUUCACCAGCAUCUUCUGCCUCACCGUCAUGAGCGUCGACCGCUACCUCGCCGUCGUUCACCCCAUCCGUUCCUCCAAGUGGCGGCGCCCUCCGGUGGCCAAAGUGGUGAACUGCACCGUGUGGGCUCUGUCCUUCCUGGUCGUUCUGCCGGUGGUGAUCUUCGCCAACAUCCAGAAGGCGGGAGGAACCUGCAACAUCAGCUGGCCGCAGCCGGCCAACAUCUGGAGGGCCGCCUUCAUCAUCUACACCUCCACCGUGGGCUUCUUCUGCCCGCUGCUCAUCAUCUGCCUCUGCUACCUGCUCAUCGUCUUCAAGAUCCGCAGUUCGGGUAGAAAGGUCCACGCCACCUCAACCAAGAGGCGGAAGUCGGAGCGGAAAGUGACGCGAAUGGUGGUGAUAGUGGUGGCGGUCUUCGUCUUCUGCUGGUUGCCUUUCUACGCACUUAACAUCAUCAACCUGCUGGUGUCUCUGCCGUCGGACUACCAGGGCCUUUACUACUUCGUGGUUGUGCUCGGAUACGCCAACAGCUGCGCCAACCCCAUCGUCUACGGCUUCCUGUCCGACAACUUCAAGAGAGGUUUCCGGAAGGCUCUGUGCCGCUCCACCAGGAAGGUGGAGAGUCACGAACCGGCGGAAAGUCCGCGGCAGCAGGACGAGGGGCGGCGGGCGCUGCUGCCCCGGGAGAGCCUGCGGCGGGCCGUCCGCCACGACGAUGACGACGAUGAAGAUGCUUCUGAAAUGACUGAGAUCUACCAGAUCACCCACAACGGGAACAGCGGCUUCCCGCCUCAGGCCGCGGAGAGAGCGGCGGAGAGUCCGACCCCGGACCGGGACCGGGGCGACGGCGGCGGCGGCGGGGAGCCCAGAGGGAAGGAACCGGCUAAUGGGCCGGCCCUCCGCGAGUCGGUUCUGACCGGUUCGGUCCUGACUGGGUCGGUUCCGACUGGUUCGGUCCUGACUGGGUCGGUCCUGACUGAAUCGGUUCCGACAGUCCUGACUGAAUCGGUUCCGACAGUCCCGCUGCUGCUGAACGGAGCCAAAAACGGAAGUGUGAAAACUCUGCCGGAGGAAAACCCGGACCAGAGCGCCUCACUGGAGAUGGUUUUCUGAAGCGCCUGUCAGAGCGCCUGACGUUAGCAAAAGUCCUUCACAGUUAAGUUGUUCUGCUUCGCUUUGUGCGGCUAACGCUCUGAAGGUCAGCCUUUAAAAAGCUUCAGGUAAACAAUUUUACAUCACUGGCAAUUUAGCACAUUUGGAGAAAUAUUUCUUUAAUAAAUAACAGGUAGAAACGGCACAACAGUGUCCCUGAGUCAGCAGUAAAGUUAGAGGAAUUUCUUGUUUUUCUUUAGAGAGCGAUACUUUCAUGAUUCUAAUUCAAGAACAAAUUUCACAUUCCAGUUAGAAAUGAAAAUCCAGAGAGAAUUCAAAACAUCUGUCAACUUAUAACAUCUUGGCUGCGCAGGCCACACCCUUUUUUGCAGUGUAGACCACGCCCAUUGAUUAUAGGCCACGCCCCCUUGACAGCGCAGUCCAGCUGCAUGCUCUGCAAACUGGCAUGUUCUCUGCAGAUUCACUUCUGAGAUGUCUGGAAGAUUUUAUUGCGGAACAAUAAAAUGUUUAAUUUAGACCAGAAAGUUUUAAGGACUUCCUGUUUCAUUGAGCACCAAAAGGUGUUAAAAAAACAAAACUUUUUCUCAUAUAUUAUAUAUUAUCUGCUGUUGGUAUCAUUGUAACUAUGUUUUCCAUCCUUUUAGCUUUUUUAACCUUUGAACCCUUCAGGCUACAUUAACUUUCCAUCAAGUCUCAUUUCUAAGAACUGAAUGUUCAUUAGAUAACCACAGAUAUAUCUGCUUAGAUUAGUGCUGUUUAAAAUGAAUCCAUGUUGCUUUUUGUGCGUGUUGUUCAUGUUGAGCUGUUUGUCAGUUCAUUAGGUCCGUUUCUUGAAAGCGAAGCUGUAAUUUGGAUGUUUUUCUCUUUUUCUGUGAGCAGCUCAGACAGCCGCUGACGAGCUGCUGCACGUUUCUGUGGGUCGAUGUUAUUCAGUUGGUUCACAUUGAGACACAUUACGGUGUAAUCAGAGCUCUCAAUCGGCAGCUUUAGGUGUGAUUCACAUGUUAUUGUUCAGCAGAUGAGCCUGGCAGCGUCACGGCUCCAGAUCCGGUCCGGUCCGGUCCGGUCUCUGCGUCAGACAGCAGCAGCAUGAAAACAUUCAGCACCUCAAGCUGAAGAAAGUUUGAUUCCCAAACCACAGAAAUGUCAAAGCAUGCAGAAAUAUACAGGACUGUACAUUGUGAAAACAUUAUUAACAUAAACAUUCUUAAUUUUUCAGCCAGUCAGAUUAUUUUUUAUGGCAAAAAUGAGCAGUGACCAGUUUGAGUUUCUCCAGUGAAAAGUGAGUUAGGAUAUUUAUAAAGCAUUAGUCCACAACAUAUAAUGAUCAUAUUUUGAGUUAUGAGAUUUAAUGUUCAUGAGACGCAAAGCUGUCAAAUAUGUCAAAUUUAUUAAAUAAAAUCUUGGAUUUUAAUCUCGUAAUCAUUAUUAUCUAAUAUUAUGAUAUGAAUAUAGCAUUAUGAGAUAUUGUAUUUAUUUGUGUGACUCAAUUAAAACAAAAAAUUAGUUAAUUACAGGGUCUGUAAUUAAUUAAUUGCAUUUUAGUCAAAAACAUACAACCAUAAUAUGUUGUCAAAAUGAGCAAUAUUUCAAAAUAAAAACAUUUUUGCUGCAAAAUUAUUAAAUAAACAGACAGAUGAGCUCAAAAACAAAGAUAUUUAUAGUUUAUAGUCUGAUCUCCAACCAUCAGACUGGAGCAAAGAGUUUCAGGAGAUCAUUCAUGGAGCUUCUUUAGACGCUAACAUAAUAAAUAACAUUAGCGUUAGCUGCUGUUUUCGAUGCUAUUUUAGGCUAGCAUAGCUUCACUGCUAGGCUAACUCCUUUUAGCACAACUUGAACCAACAAUAGUAUUUUCCAGCGUCCAAUCAGAUGGUUUAGAAACAGAAAUUAACCCCUAAUGGACCAGAGAGAAGCAGCUUCAUCCUCUAUCGCCGUUAGCAAACGUAGCUUGUGCGUCAGGUUUACAGGCGUACCAGAAACACAAUACAAAGGUUCCAGCUCGGGAUUUUUGUAUGUAGAAUAAAAUUUGUGAUUAAUUGUGUUAAACAUUUUAAUGUGU